This is a messenger RNA of Gloeophyllum trabeum ATCC 11539, 1543 nucleotides long. Its product is annotated as RNA-binding domain-containing protein. The coding region runs from base 103 to 1278 and encodes 391 amino acids. Gene Ontology annotation, cellular component: precatalytic spliceosome; U2-type prespliceosome; U1 snRNP. The record is from RefSeq and is a predicted model, not a curated record. Gene Ontology annotation, molecular function: mRNA binding; U1 snRNA binding. The transcript has 5 exons. NCBI's taxonomy places the organism in Eukaryota, Fungi, Basidiomycota, Agaricomycetes, Gloeophyllales, Gloeophyllaceae. Gene Ontology annotation, biological process: mRNA splicing, via spliceosome.
ACCUGACGACUUCGCUCUCCGUCGGCCACAUAGGCUGCUGCCGCACAGCCGUCCCAUUCUACACGACGUCCCCGACGGUAGUCACCGUCUCACUCUUCCAGCAUGCCGGGAACACAUCUUCUCCCGCCCAACUUACUCAAGCUCUUCGCGCCGCGCCCGCCGCUCCCUUAUACGCGACCGGUUGACAGGGACAUCGACCGCGUCCGCCCCAAGAAUGUGUCCGGCGUGGGACAUAUAUUAGCACAGCUGAAGGAGGACAAGACUACGGAGCUAAUGAACCAGGGCGAGGGGGAGGAGGGCAUGGAGGAGGGUGAGGAGCCCGCGUUUACGCUAGCAGAGGAGACAAAAAGACAACUCAGGCGGGAGGAGAGGAAGAAAAAGAAGACGGAGGAGUUCAAGGCGGCACUUGCAGCCUACAAGCCUGCUGAUGACCCUGAGGCGGUCGGGGACCCUUACAAGACGCUAUUCAUCGCUCGGCUGCACAAAAAUGCGACAGAGAGUGAUCUCAGACGAGAGUUUGAGAGUUUCGGUCCGAUUGAGCGGGUCAGGAUUGUUCGGGACAAGAGAGGGCGAAGUCGAGGAUACGCGUUCAUUGUCUACGAACGCGAGCGAGAUAUGAAAGCCGCCUACAAGGAAUCCGAUGGACUGCGGAUCAUGGGCAAGCAAAUCCUGGUGGACGUGGAGAGGGGUCGUACGGUGCGUGGUUGGAAACCUCGACGGCUAGGCGGUGGCCUUGGGGGCCGCGUCAAGCCCGAACCUGCUGGCUUCAUUAGCGGUCCGCCGCCAGGAAGAGGCGGUGGUUUCAGAGGUGGGUUGGGCGGUGGAGGGAGAGGCUUUGGUGAUCGCGGAGGCGGUCGGGGAGGGUUUGGCGACCGCGGUGGUGGGAGAGGAUUCGGCGACCGUGGCGGCGGGUUCAGAGGGGGGAGAGGUGGUUUCGGCGGGCGCGGCGGCGGCGGAUUCAGGGGAGGGUUCGACGGCGGUCGAGACGAGUUUGGCGGAGGGGGCCGCGGCGGCGGAGGGUUCGGUGGUAGGGGCGGCUUCAGGGGCAGAGGAGGUGGCAUCGGUUAUCAAAGUGGAGGUGGGUUCCACGACGGACCACCAAACGGCUAUGGUGGACAGGGCGAUGGGCCUGGCUUUGGAGGUCCUCCCGGUGGUGGGUUCGGGGGCGGAGGCGGAGGGUACGGCGGUCCUCCAGGCGGCGGCUAUGGUCGUGGCGACCUCAAGCGUGAAGGACCUGGUGGGUAUGAUGACAGAGAUUCAAAACGUCCCCGGUAUUAGGUAUCUCUUUUUCUCGACUAUGCAGCGUCCCGUGGUGGGGGGUUUGUAAGUGACAUUGGUUCCCGCCAUGCUCGUUCUCUCGGGAUCCUCGUGUUGUGCUGUUCAUCUUUGUAGCGUCCUGUGUUUCCCGUAAGUAUAGCGUAAGUAUAGUCGCGCCUCCCGCCUGGGCUCCCCCCUGGCAGACAAAGGCAAGUAUACAUGGAUGAAUACUUGAGGCAGGCUUCGUUUGCAGCGUCGGACUCGGUCGGCGGCAGGCUCAAGGACG